AUGAAUUAUCGCAUUUUUCUUCUCUUCUGUACUACUACGGUACUAUGGUCCGUGGUAUCAACACAGCUGGUCCUCGGAAAACCUCCAAUCUUCCAAAAUACUGGUCCAGUGGAACAGAAAGUCGCCGUUGAAGGCGAAAUCGUCCGAUUAAAAUGCGACGACGCUGAGCUCGCCGAGCAAUACGAAUGGCGAGUCGGUGAUGCGUCUGGCGAUUUGAUUGCCGCUUCUAGAUUCGCCCAAGUCACGGUUUCCCGAACGAACGACAACCAAAAGUACCGAUGCGUGGCGAGGAACACAGUUGGCGCCGCCAUUUCCCCACCUUCUGUGGUUCGAUCCAAGUAUUUGGAUGAUUUCGAUGCAUCAGAUGAAUCUGCUCAAUAUGAUGUUCUGGCAGGAAUUGGCCGACACUUUGUUCUCCGAACACCACGUCUUCUGUCUUCACGAAACCUCGAUAUAUCGUAUUCUUGGAUCAAAGACGAUUCAAAUCAGGUCACUCCGGACGCAACGCACUUUGUGACAGCGAAUGGGGAUCUCGUGGUGACCAGUGUGAAACGAGAUGAUUUUGGAACGUAUAAACUGAUGGCUAGCAGUGAUGAUCUCAAAGAAAUUGUUUCCAAGGAAUACAUCGUCAAGGAUAAUGGCAUGGCACCAUCUCUCCAAAACACCCUCUCCAUCAUCUAUUUUUCACCGGAACGAACCAUCGUCGAAUCUUCUAUGCCACAUGAUGAAAAGUUCGAUUGUGUGACAUCGUUCGAAGCCAAAGAUGACGUUCGAAUCAGAUGGUUUUUGAAUGGUCAACCAAUUACUGGAUCUGAAGUUGGAAUCAAAACGACGAUGAACAAUCGGCGGCUUAUCAUCUCAAACCCAUCUGGAUUCACACGUGGAGAGCACAAACUUGAGUGUCGAGCAGACGCAGCGAUGGGAAGAACAUCGGAUCAGAAUUCGGCCUAUCUGACAUUCAUCAGUCGUCCAGUUCUCAAAGAUUUGCCAAAUGAGAUUCAUAAGAAAGUUGGAUCCAGUCUCACCCUAAAGUGUGGUGUGAAGAAGAAGAGUUCAAUGGAUAUCAAGUGGUACAGGAACGGAUUAAUGAUGAAUACACAACGAGGGAAAUUAACAAUUGAUCGUAUUCGACAAGAGGAUUUUGGAUUGUACCAAUGUGAAGCCGUCAACGAAGCUGGAGCUGAUAUGAGUAGUGUAUGGGUCAAAGAAGGUGAUAUCAACAAUGACACGAUGGUGAUGGGAAUGUCAGAAGAUGGACGGUCUCUGGAGGAAGAGAUUAGUAUGGAGACACCUCCGCCACGGAAGCUCAAGUUUUUCGAUAGCUCUAAAAGUCAGGAACAACUCUUCCCAUUCACUUCGGAUAUUGAAUCUUCUCAACGAUUGACCAAAACUCCAAAGGAUCUAACUGCUGCUUCUGGAACUGAUAAGAUCACUUUAGAAUGUGCUGCUGCUGGAAGUCCCCCACCACAUAUUGUCUGGUUUCUGAAUGGAAACGGAAUUCAAACGGACAGUGUGAAGUACGAUUUUUCAAAUGGAGAUCUUACAAUACACGAUAUACGAAAAUCUGAUGAAGGAGAAUACACAUGCGAAAUUAGUGGAACUGAUGUUAAAGCAUCAGCUAAUGUUCAAGUGAACGGUGACUCGUUGAUAGAAUACGGACCAGCUGAUCAAAAAAGUCUAAUCGGUACCAACGUUGAAUUUUCGUGUGAAGUAGCUAAAGAAUAUGCUAGAAAAGCAACAGUGGAGUGGUAUUUGAAUGACGCCUUACUGCCUGUCAACGGAAAUUCGGGGCUCAGAAUUUCUAGAAAUCGAAAAGGAAGUCUGAUUAUUCGACAAGUUGGACCUGACAAUACUGGAGAAUACAGAUGUCGUGUGACAGUCGAUGGGAGAGAGGAGAACGCUAGUGCCAUGCUUCAAAUUAUUGAGAAGCCUGCGAUGCCUGAACGUGUCCGCGCAGAACUCCAUAAUGAAACGAUGCCAGCAAAAGUUCGUGUUCGGUGGAAUGAGGGAUUCGAUGGAAAUGAGCCAAUUAUCAAGCAUGCUAUUGAGAUUCGAACUAUGGGACCAACGGGACUUUGGAGUGAUUGGACAACUGCCAUCGACAAUAUUCCAAAAGAUGACGGAAAACCAUGCUGCUGGGCUGACAUUGAGGAUUUAAGACCUUCCUCAACUGCAGAGUUCCGAGUAGUGGCUUCCAAUAAACACGGUCCUGGAAAACCAUCGCUACCAUCUUCCAGUGUUACCAUGCCACAGCAACCACCAUCAGCUGCACCAAGAAACGUUGCUGCAUCUGCCAGAUCUCCUCAUAGUGUUAUGGUUCAAUGGCAACAACCGAAAGAGGAACAGGAUAGUGGAGAUUUUCUCGGCUAUGUGGUGCGGUAUAGAUUAGCUGGAUACAGUUCUCUGACUUGGAACGAGAAGAAUCUGACUACAAAGGAUGCACGUAACACAUUGGUUGAUGAACUGAUAACAUGGAGAGAAUAUGAGAUCCAAGUAGCGGCUUACAAUAAAAGAGGACUCGGAGUUUUCAGUGAGAGUAUUGAAGUGACAACUGCGGAAGGAAGACCAACACAAGCUCCAAAGAAUGUCCGUGUGAAAGUACUCAACUCAACGGCAGUCUCAUUGGAGUUCACAGCUCCAGAACAACAGCGGAUUCCUGGAGUAAAUCUAGGUUACAAAGUACAGUUCUGGAAAGGAGAACCUGAAAAAGGAGAGCUUUACAAACAAGUGAUUCUUGAUCCUGAUCGACGCCAACUUAGUACUGUUGUCAACGAAUUGGAAAAGUUUGGCCACUACAACCUAACUGUUCUCUGCUUCACGACUCCUGGAGAUGGUCCAAAAAGUAAUAUUCUACGAGUAGUGACAGAAGAAGACACUCCAGAAGCUGUAGAUGAGUUGAGUAUUGCUGAAGUAAUGUAUAAUGGUGCUGUUCUAACAUGGAAUCCACCAAUGAAGGAGAAUGGAAUCGUUACUAAAUACACGAUUCGUCAUUGGGCAUCUAGUUCUCCCGAUGUGAAGACGAAGCAUGAAGUGGAUGGAUCAACUACAAACAUCACUAUAGAUGGAUUGCAACCAUCGACUCGCUAUGGAGUCGAUGUAAUGGCUUCAACGAAAAAAGGAGAUGGACCAGUAGAAGAGACGAAGUUUGAAAGUGGAGUGCCACCUGAGCUGCCAGGAAGACCAUCGAUGCUUUCCAUUGGAGAUAUUUCUGCAACGACGGUUCAACUUCAUUUUACUCCUGGUUUCGAUGGUCACACGGCUAUUCGUCAAUGGAUUGUUGAAGGAAAAAUGGCAGAUUCCAGUGUUUUCGCUCAUAUUUUCAAUGUUAGCUCUCCGAAGGCUCGCUCAAUUAUUGUCACUGGUCUCCGACCAUUCACUCAGUAUCAGCUAAGGUUGAUUGCUGAAAACGUAAAAGGACGUGGUGCGCCAUCGGAACCAUCAAGAACUUUUGAAACGCUACAAACGAAUCCGGAGACUCCAAGCCAACGACUUUUCACAGAACCAGUGUCUGCAACUUCUAUAUCAGUGUCCUGGACGCCUCUUCUUGCAACCCAUUGGAACGGACAGCCCAAAGGAUAUUUGAUUGUAUACAGAGAAGUAGAUGAAGAUAAUUGGAAAGAAGUUCGUACACCUGCACUACGGUCCAGUGAGCAUACAGUCACUGAUCUUCGCCCUUUUACCACAUACGAAGUGAACGUUUUCUCCGAAAAUGUGUUUGGAAGAAGUCUUCCGACAGAUGCAGUCAAGGCGAGAACAUACGAAAGUGUUCCAUCAGGAUCACCCAGAAAUAUUGUUGUGACUGCCGAAGGAUCGAAAUCUGCUAUUGUCAAGUGGGAUCCAGUUGCUGAGUUAUCCACAAAUGGAGAUGUGAUUGGGUACAAACUACGUGUUGUGCCAGAGAGAGAAUCUCUGAUGGCAGACGAAACAAGAGAAAUCGACGUUCCUGGGCAAUCAACACUGAUGACAAAAGUGUCGAAUCUCCGCCCAUUCACUAGUUACUACGUAUACAUGUCUGCGUACACAAUUGUUGGAAAUGGUCCGGAGAAUUCCACUCCCCUCUCAUUCGAAACAUUGGAAGACGUCCCGGCACCUCCUGAAUCAUUCCAAUGUUCUCAAAUCAGUGAGCAGGAUGUGCGAAUGAAAUGGCUGCCGCCAGGAUCACCAAACGGAAAGAUUACGAACUACGUCAUCUCGUAUUGGAAGUCUCAUGAACCCAGAUCAAUGGCUAUUGAUGCUCAAGUUGCUGGAAAUUUGCUGAUGUUCUCCGCGAUGAGUUUGAGCCCGAACACUCAAUACACGUUUGCAAUAAAAGCGAAAAAUAGUAAAGGAGAGAGUGAAGAAGCUGUGGCAGAAGUGAUGACAUCGUCUGUCAGAUUGCCCGUGCGGAAUGCUCCUGCACCAGUUCGAGACACAACAUCCCAACACUUGGCGACUGAAAUCACGAUUCGAUGGGACGAAUCGCUUCCAAGAAAACUGACUGAAGACGCGGAGAGUCCUGUUCGAGCUGUUCAAGUGUCCUAUCAGAAAACCAACGAAGACGAAUGGUUGACUUUGGAAAAGAAAUUCGAGUACUCCAAACGACGUGCUGUCAUCAAACACUUGUCUCCAAAUUCAAUGUUCCGUUUCCGAAUCCGAUUUAUCGGUGACUUCCUCGAAUCUUCGUGGUCACCGGAAUCUGAAUGGAUGAGAACUCUUCCGUCCGCUCCAUUUGCGCAACCAAUAUCACUGAAAGCAACUCCAUACGAACGAAACAGUGUGCAAUUGGAAUGGGUAGUUCCUCAUAAAUCCACAUGGAACAGUGACGCCAUCGGAUAUCGGAUUCAUUACCGCGAGUAUCCGUCGAACGAAACGUGGCAAAUGGAAGAGAUAGCUGUACAUGAUCCACACGAGGAUAGAGAAGAAAAGGUUUUGGCAAAGCUCAGCACUUUCCGGCACUACAUCAUUCGUAUGCGAUUGUUCAAUUCUGAAGGUGAAGGACCAUUCUCCGCGCCAGUCUUUGUCUACGUUGGCUACUCAAUUCCAAAACGAAAUCUGACAAAUAUCAUCACCGAGCCACUGUCAUCCUCAUCGAUUCGUGUAAAAUGGGACGCUUGGCCGAAAGAAGACAGCGAAACGGUCACUUCAUUCAAAGUUCGAUACGUCCCAGUUGCAUCUGUUCUUUCCUCUGUCAGUAGUGAAGAAGAAGUGAUGAUUGUCGAUACAAACGAAUGUAUUCUCAGUGAUUUACGCAAAUUCGCCGAGUACCAAAUCUCCGUUUCCCCCUACAACCGUGCCGGCGAAGGAAAGAUGAGUCAAGUUCGUGAGAAGACGUUGGAAGACAAACCAGGACCAGUUGGAGUUCUCAGAUUCAGUGAUGUUCUUAUGGACUCUGUCAAAGUGUCUUGGGAUGAGCCAGCUCAACCUAACGGAAUGGUCAUCGGAUACAUUGUCAAUUAUAAGGGAUAUCGAAUGCAGGAAGAGUUCAAAAAUGAAGACCAACAACGGACAUCGCGAAACUACUUCGAUUCCCAUGGGUUGGCUGAAGGCGUCACCUACUUCUUCAGUGUUUGGGCAGAGACGUCGGCUGGUAAAGGAGAACUGAGAUCAGCAAACGUGACGAUUGGACCAAGCAAAGAUGGACCAUUGCCUCCAAGCAAACCUCAAAUCACAUCUGGUCAAAGUUAUGUAACUUUGAGUUGGAACGAUGUGGCGAAUUCGGAUGAAAUUGUUGGACAUCUUCUUCAAGCUAAGCGAGUGUCAGUGGCCGAAGAAACUGAAAAUGGAUAUGUUUCACAACGACCACGAAGGAACGAAAUCAGAGGAGCGAAGAGUGCAGCUCAGACAUCGGCUUCUUCCAACUCGAACAGACCAACUCACCCGAUUGGAGAAUGGAUUACAUUGAGACCAACUGAUGGAAAGAGUGAGAAAGAACAAGUAUCCUACAGAGAGCUUCAACCAUCUAGUUUCUAUGUCUUCCGGGUGUUCACUAGGAACGUUAGAGGUAUUGGAAGAGCAAGUCCUGAGACUGAGCAACUGUUUGUUCCUGAAUCCAUUCCUGAUGAUCCAUUCUACACGACUUGGUGGUUCAUGGCUCUUGUUGCUAUGGCUGCAUUCGUAUUGAUUGUAAUCAUUAUCGCGAUUCUUUGUGUGACUGGUAGCUCUGCCAAAUAUCGAAGAGAAAAACGAUCCCGCUCGAUUGACAGUCUUCAGUUGGCUGAUGGAAACUUUGCAUCAUUCCAACUGAAAGGAACAUCAGCUGCCAACAUGACGAGAAGUCGUGAACUUCCAACUCGUCCUGGAACGACUCAAUCUUGGCUUUCUGAUCAAUCGAGGGAGCCUCCUGCGUACGGAAGUGUUCUGGGAGAUGGGCGAAACAAUGGUGGUGUUAUGAAUAUGUAUGGUUUGGCAACUGAUGUCAUUCCACCACUUCCUAACAGCGGACCACCACAUGCCAGCUUGGAAGCGAUGCAGAAGCUCAGUGCUCUUGUCGGAAGAGAUAUCAGAAGUCAGAAUACCGCAUAUGUCGUCUCAUCGUCAGCUCGGGGUUCCGAUAAUGAACGGAAUGAGUAUAUGCCGACUCGGUCGGAUCUUUAUGGAACUAGAUCGGAAUACGGUCGUGUGGAGUAUCGAGGGCACAUUCCAUCGUCAUCAGGAGGUUCACAGCCACAAGGAAGCCCACAGCAACAACAAGAACCGUAUGAUUCAUUUGAUGAAGAAGAUGAUGUGGAUGAUGACACCGUUAUCCGAGGAGACCGAACGAUGACUGAUGGAGCUGAUGACAUAGCAAGACAUUAUGGAUCGACUGAUCAAUAUCGAGACACAUGGAGGAAAGUUCGAGACACUGAUAUGGUCAGAGCACCAAUUCUCACCAAUCAACAACCAAGUAGUGCAGCUGGAAGAUCUUCCACUACAGACAGUACAAGUGAAGGUCCUUGGGCCAACAUCCCAGCUACUCCAAAUUUGACAGCCGGAUUCUCCAGUUUCGUCUAG
Molecule: messenger RNA, 6969 nt
Organism: Caenorhabditis briggsae
Lineage: Eukaryota; Metazoa; Nematoda; Chromadorea; Rhabditida; Rhabditidae
Gene: Cbr-rig-4
Product: Protein CBR-RIG-4
Exons: 10
Coding region: 1-6969 (2322 amino acids)
Molecular function (GO): protein binding
Source: RefSeq, a predicted model, not a curated record